AUGAAAUACACCUACAAAGACUCUAGUAGUAAGACACCGAACGUGACGAAAUAUAGCAGCGAUUUUAAAAUUAUAAUACCGAAGCCUGAAGUCUUCACAAAUGGUGACACCAAAAUGAUCAAACUGCAAAUUUCCACAAAUGACGAAAUUACACAGGCAAAGACUCCAACAAAUAACGACUCCGACAAUGGCAGCUCCAAUAAUGACGAUUCAAGCAGCUACAAAACUGAGAAAUGA
Messenger RNA from Dentiscutata erythropus, 237 nucleotides. Lineage: Eukaryota; Fungi; Glomeromycota; Glomeromycetes; Diversisporales; Gigasporaceae. The record is from the annotation of a GenBank genome assembly.